Molecule: messenger RNA, 1725 nt
Organism: Racocetra fulgida
Lineage: Eukaryota; Fungi; Glomeromycota; Glomeromycetes; Diversisporales; Gigasporaceae
Source: the annotation of a GenBank genome assembly
AUGAGUACACAGUUACAAGUUGAACGCCAACUUCCGUCUUUAUCACACUCUUCAUAUUCUUUAAGUGACCAACAACACUCAACGUCUUUGGUAACCGUUGAACAAGCUCAAAACCCUUUUAUUGCCGGACACAUGUCGUCUCAAUCGUCAUGUUCUACCCCUUUUUCUUCUCCUUCUUCAAGAAUUAGAACCGUAACUGAUUCAGAUUCCUCGAAACAAUCUAGCACUAGUAAUACCAUGAGACUAACAAAUACAAGUUUAGGCAGCGAUGAUAACGGAAGUGCUGUUAUGAAACGAACAAAUAAGACCCAUGUUCCUAGUGCCUGUGUCAACUGUAAACGUGCUCACCUUGCUUGUGACGCUCUUAAUAAAGUUGAUACUUGUAUCGACAUUAAACACAAGAAACGAGGACGCCCAAAAUUGAAGGAUAAGAAACCUCACCCGUAUAAUACACAUGCAACGGGUGAUGCAAAAACUUGGGUAUCCAAUACCCAAUUUCUUCCUCCUACAACUACAAAUCCUAUUCCUUCUAGAAAUCAACGUCAAUUCGAUCCACCACCUUCUCAAAAUCAGCUUUCUUUUUCUUCUUUUGCUCCUUCCCCUCCUUAUUAUCGAUCUCCUCCUGCGAGGCAUAUACAUUUUAAUCAUCCUCCUUUCGUCAGUCAACCGUCAAGAUCCCAGAUCCCUUUAUCGGAAAUUUCUCCUACUAUUACAAUGUUUUUGACUGUUUCUGGCGCCCAAUGUGCUAGAGUCUCUGAUGAAUGCUUAGGCAAUAUGGGCUAUUAUCCUACUGAACUUGUUCAUAAAUCUCUAUAUGAAUAUGUUCCUCCUUCGGAUUGUGAAAGAUUACAAAAACUUGUUGAUUCUCUACUGGAAAAUGCUCAUAGGUAUCACCAUACCCUUCAACCUUCUCAUCAAUAUUCUUAUCAAGCUCCUUCCUUUGAUCCUCCGGUUACAACCGAUGAUCCGGGUUUUUUUCAAACAAGUCCUGAACAAUUACAAUAUCCUGCUUAUGGUGGUACCCUUAUUGAAGCUGCUGAUAUGAUCCAUUUAAAACAAAGAAACGGUCAAUAUGAUUUAUACAAUGUCAAAACUUACCUUGGUGGUGGUCUUGGUGCUGAAUUAACAAGGAAGGAAACUUGGUCCAAAUUAUACAUUGUGGCUUUUUUCACCAGAGUCAAAACUGGAUCUUGUGUACAAAAUGAUUGUAACCUUUACGCUCAAUCUAGAAUUAAUGGUAUUAAUGGUCAAAAUGUUAAUUGUUUUUCGACCGUGAACACUUCUUCUGCCAUUACUACAAUUGAUCCGGCUCUACUUUCGAUGUCACCUCAUUCAUCGAAUGAUGCUUCAAAUAUAGGUACAGGAAAAUUUGGUCUUUUAAGUCCUGUAUCAUCACCAAGACAAGAUUUGAAUCAAACAUCAUCUAUAUACAUAGAAACAGCUCCACCACCACCUAAUUCGCAAAAUCCAACCGAUUUUCAUCCUCAUCAGAGGACUCAUCAUUAUCCUAACUCAUUCACACCAGUUGCACAAAAUAUCCCUAGAAGUGAUUCUACACAAUCUUCUCCAUCCAUGCUACCUGAUAGACGAUCUUUACCGAAUAGAUCAUCAAAUAAUAAUAUAUACUAUCAAGAAAUGGAUGCAAAACCUGUUAUAGAUUCUGCAUUUGAACACAAUCAACUUGAUCGUUCAUCACACUUUCAUCAUAUACCAACUAAUAAUGAU